Strongylus vulgaris is the source of this 306-nucleotide messenger RNA. NCBI's taxonomy places the organism in Eukaryota, Metazoa, Nematoda, Chromadorea, Rhabditida, Strongylidae. The record is from the annotation of a GenBank genome assembly.
AUGGCAGACAAGAAUGUGGAAACUGGGCGUGUCGAAACGAUCCCAGACCUACAGCAGCUCGCAUUUACUACUAUGAUGCAGCUUCAGUACCCUUUUGAAGGAUUUUCGCAACAAUUGAAGAAUUCCGAAACUCCUUCACCAACAUCUGAACGUCGUAUGAGACGAAAUCGCACUGCGUUUAGUGACGAUCAAUUGGAUCAGCUUGAGAAAACUUUUGAGCAGUGCCACUAUCCGGAUAUAGCGCAACGAGAGAAACUGGCAAAGGAAACACAAUUGCCAGAGGCAAGAAUUCAGGUGGGCAUAUAG